This is a messenger RNA of Zophobas morio, 1336 nucleotides long. Its product is annotated as lipid droplet-associated hydrolase. Gene Ontology annotation, cellular component: lipid droplet. Gene Ontology annotation, molecular function: lipase activity. The transcript has 4 exons. Gene Ontology annotation, biological process: lipid storage. The record is from RefSeq and is a predicted model, not a curated record. The coding region runs from base 367 to 1272 and encodes 301 amino acids. Lineage: Eukaryota; Metazoa; Arthropoda; Insecta; Coleoptera; Tenebrionidae.
GACUAGUUAUAAUUAGAAUACUUUAUCGCGUUUAAGUACACUAUAGAAGAGUCCGAUAAGCGUAUUUGUCAAUUAUGCAAUUUAUCGUCGCUAGUGACAGUAUUUUCUGAACAGUAACCGGAAUCAAAAACGCCGCUCCAACACUGACAAUUGACACUGUUGACAGUGCCGGCAAUGCAGCUCGCUGUAAUGUGACUUCCACCUGUCAAAACACCGAUCUCUCCAAAACAGUUAUUCAAACUACAUUUUUCUCAAUAAUGUGGAACGCCCCGCUAAUUCCAUUCAUCCACGUUUCAUCAAACGGCUGAGGCGUAAAAUUCCGCUAGGAACACUCCUGUACACCGUGAGUUUUAGUGAAAACGAAAAAUGCAGAGAGCAUUCCUUGACGUCAACGGCGUGAGAACUAACGUCCUAACGUACGGGAAAUGGGUGGAAGAGGCGGCUUCAGAGCAGCCACAGGACAUAAUUCUGGUGAUUCCUGGAAACCCGGGGGUUACUGGGUUCUACAAGAUGUUUAUGCACACCCUGCACGAGAAAACCGGUUUUCCGGUGUGGAUCGUGGGUCAUGCGGGGCAUGACGUCCCUAAGAAGAGCGCGGUUUGUGGGGUACAAGGUCUAAAAGGGAAUGAGGAGUUGUUUGGGAUGAAAGGACAAAUUGAACACAAGAAAGAGUUUAUCAAGAAAUAUGUGCCUGCUAAUGCACGCCUACACCUAGUUGGACACUCCAUAGGCACCUACAUCAUCCUAAACCUACUAAAAAAUGAAGAAUUUAACGCUAGAGUGGUCGACGUUAAUUUACUUUUCCCCACAAUCGAACACAUGGCGGUUACCCCCAAUGGGAAAUUUCUAACCACUUUUGUUAAACCCAUUGUUUGGUUGAUAGUGUUCUUGUCCUGGAUUUACACAGUUUUACCCUCAAUUCUUCAGAAUUUUCUGAUGUACAUGUACAUGAAAAUCGCCUGCGUGCCUAGAAUGCACUUUAGGACUUUAGUGAGUUUCAUUGAUCCUUCCAUCAUGGAAAAAAUUUUCUUCAUGGCGUUUGAAGAACUGGAUCAAGUGGAAGAAAGGGAUGACGCCACCAUAAAAAACAACAAAGACAAAAUCAGACUUUUGUAUGGGAGAAGUGACGGCUGGGCCCCUCCAAACUACUGUGAGACACUCAAAAAUGACCUGGUUGGAAUCAAUGCGGAAAUUAGCGAAUUCGACCACGCUUUUGUUUUACGGCAAAGUCGGCAAGUUGGUAGCAUUGUAGGAGAAUGGAUACGAGCCUAAGAACAAAAUUCGACUUAUAUUAUUAGUUUAGUUGGUUUUGUGAUAAUAAAGUUGGUGUGGAAAA